AAUACAUUUUAUUUAUUUUUGAAGGCAGGAUGUCUGUAGUUCUGAUCAAGUUGGUGGGCCUAACAUGACAAAACACUGGGGAGGUGCCCACUUGAUAAACCCUGGUAAUGCGUUGGCUCUUACUGCCCAUCUAGUUCCAUUAUCUGGGUGCAGGGGGCUUUAAGGGCAAAGUAAGUAGUACUCCAUACCUGGAGCAUCAAUGGAGACUGGGUGUAUUGAAGGUGUUGGUGCUGUUUGGGUUUCGAAGGCCAAGGGCCAUUUGCAUGAAAUGAACAACAUUACAACAACAAGACAUAAACAGCAAACAGACAUCAGAGAUCAACUGCUUUUGUGAGGUUGUGAAGAUGACUGACAAACAUGAACCUGAGUUGAGGAUUGUGCUCAUGGGAAAGACUGGAGCUGGGAAAAGUGCUUCAGGAAACAUCAUCCUUGGGGAGGAACAUUUUAAAGUAGACACGUCUCCAACAUCCACGACAAAAGAGUGCUCAACCAAGAACAAAGUGUUUGAUGGUCAAAAACUGACCGUGAUUGAUACUCCUGGCCUGUUCCACACCCAAAUGACUCAGACGAAAACAAUGAGAGAGAUUGUAAGUUUAAUCAAGCAGAGUCUCCCAGGUCCUCAUGUGUUCCUGUGGGUGGUAAAUGUUAAUGAGUUUGGCGACGAAGUUGUAAACUCGAUGAAGGCCUUCAAGCUGGUCUUCCCAACAGCAGAAAAGCAUACCCUGGUCCUGUUCACCGGCGGAGACGACACGAAAGUGAAGCGCUUCAUUGAUUUUGAGAAGAAUUCAGAACUGAAAGAGUUCAUCCAAAGCUGUGGUGAAGAGUACCACAAAUUCGAAAACACUAAAGAUAAUAGUAAGGUUAAGGAGCUAGUCGAAAAGUUUAAAAAAAUCAAACAAAAUAAUGGCCCUUACAGCUGUGAUCUGAUAGAACAGCAACUGAAGGCCAUUGAAGAAUACAAGAGUUGCGCUGAGGGACAACUAGCAGGUGGUUCCCCAGGGCCACUUUAUGACAGAUUACUUGCUGCAAGUGUAAAUGCCAUUGAAGCUCAGGUUCCAUGUGUGAAGAUGUUCCUUGGAGUACUCUGUAAAUUGGCGGAAGCUUUAAUUAAACUUUAGAAGAUUUAUAAUUUGAGCAGUCAGAGCUUCUUGAACCAACACCUUAAAAAAGUUAACUGUACUGAGAAAGGGUUUUAUUUUGUUAAUUUUACAGAAAGCUCCUUUAAGUACAUUGAUAUGAAUACUUAGAUGAAAUUGUGUUUGCUUCACUAUCUGACUCUCAUGAAGCUUCUAUUGUUUUCCUGAAAAAUCAAGCAAAUGUUUUCUUUUAAUUACUCGGGUGUAAUGAUUAAUGUUUUGUUAUCCUGCAAAGCCCACACCGAGUUUGUCUGUAAAAACACAAAAGAAAGAAUUGAUUUCCUCCUGUGAGGUCUUUCAAAGUGUCCAGCAGUUUUUUAACACCAAGUGGUACAUGUGUCUGUCCACUUUACAGUCUAAACUGCAAAAUCUGUUCAAAGAUGUGGCUCUGGAGGCUGAUCACUCUAGAGACUCUGUGUAUCAGCCUACUAUAAAAACAUAUCUGAUCCUAAUGUUAAAUGAGGUCAAACUGAAGUACUCAUUUUUGUAAUCCAAACAUGUAGCUUCAUACCAGAUCAAAUGUAUGACAUGUGUUUGGAACUUGAAAUGUGUCAAAUGUGUGUAUCUUUACAUCUUGUCUUAAAUGAUUUGCAAGAAAUGAAGCUGAUGUGAUGUGAAAGAUUUUGUUGGACAAUGAAAUCAAAUCAUUUCAUUAAGUAAAGAAGCUGUGAUGUGAUC
Messenger RNA from Notolabrus celidotus (New Zealand spotty), 1814 nucleotides. Its product is annotated as GTPase IMAP family member 7-like. Bases 345 to 1118 code for a protein of 257 amino acids. The transcript has 3 exons. Lineage: Eukaryota; Metazoa; Chordata; Actinopteri; Labriformes; Labridae. Gene Ontology annotation, molecular function: GTP binding. The record is from RefSeq and is a predicted model, not a curated record.